Molecule: messenger RNA, 2249 nt
Organism: Olea europaea var. sylvestris
Lineage: Eukaryota; Viridiplantae; Streptophyta; Magnoliopsida; Lamiales; Oleaceae
Product: eukaryotic translation initiation factor-like
Exons: 5
Coding region: 18-1856 (612 amino acids)
Cellular component (GO): eukaryotic translation initiation factor 4F complex
Molecular function (GO): mRNA binding; translation initiation factor activity; protein binding
Source: RefSeq, a predicted model, not a curated record
GAGCAACUUCUUUGUCGAUGAAACAGGUAGGACCUACUCCACCUUUAAUCAAGGCUGAUGUUCCAUGGUCAGCUCGGAGGGGGACUCUUUCUGAGGAGGAGCGUGUCUUGAAAACAGUGAAGGGCAUACUGAACAAGCUGACUCCUGAGAAAUUUGAUCUUCUAAAGGGUCAACUUAUUGAAUCUGGGAUCACAACGCCUGAUAUUUUGAAGGGAGUUAUCUCUCUGAUAUUUGAGAAGGCUGUGCUGGAGCCAACAUUUUGUCCAAUGUAUGCACAACUAUGUUCUGAUCUGAAUGAGAAGCUUCCUCCCUUCCCAUCUGAUGAGCCUGGUGGAAAAGAAAUCACAUUUAAGAGAGUUCUUCUGAAUAUCUGUCAGGAGGCAUUUGAAGGUGCUGACAAAUUGCGGGCAGAGCUCAGGCAGAUGACUGCCCCUGAGCAAGAGUUGGAAAGAAGAGAUAAAGAAAGGUUGGUCAAACUCCGCACUCUCGGGAACAUUCGCCUGAUAGGAGAGCUUUUGAAGCAAAAGAUGGUUCCAGAGAAGAUUGUCCACCACAUUGUUCAGGAACUCAUAGGACCUGAUACGAAGAGUUGUCCAGCUGAGGAGAAUGUUGAAGCCAUAUGCCAGUUCUUUAUCACCAUUGGGAAACAGCUUGAUGAGAACCAAAAAUCUAGGCGUAUCAACGAUAUGUAUUUUGGUCGGUUGAAGGAAGUGUCAGCAAACCCGCAGCUAGCUCUACGACUGAGGUUUAUGAUUCGUGAUGUUCUUGAUUUGCGUUCAAAUAAUUGGGUUCCCAGACGGGAAGAGGUGAGGGCCAAAACUAUCACUGAGAUUCACUCAGAAGCAGAGAAGAAUCUUAGGUUGCGCCCAGGAGUUACUGCUAGCAUUAGAAAUAACAGAAACAUUGCUUCUGGGGCUCAAGGGAGUAUUAGUCCUGGUGGCUUGCCUAUUAGUCGCCCUGGUGCAGGUGGCAUGAUGCCUGGAAUGCCAGGGACGAGGAAGAUGCCUGGUAUGCCUGGACUUGAUAAUGACAGCUGGGAAGUUUCUAGGUCCCGAUCAAUGCCAAGAGGCGAUAGUUCAACAGUUCAGCCUGCUGGGCGUGUCCAACCACCAUUGAUACAAUCACCAUCCCCGAACCAGCGAUUUCUGCCUCAGGGUAGUGGUGGUUUCUCAAGUGAUAGACCUAGUGCCCUCCUACAGGGUAGUGGUGCACCUCUUGUUCGUCCUGCUAAAUAUGGAGAAUAUGCUGUGGGCCCUGGAUUACAAGUCCCUGCCAAUAGUAGACCCGCGCCAACAUCAUCCGCUGCACCAGUAACUGGCAAACCUACAGCUCCAGCUGCAAUAAAGAAUCCAAACGAACUUAGGAGAAAAACAAUUUCGCUUCUGGAUGAAUAUUUUAGCGUCAGAAUUUUGGAUGAAGCAUUACAAUGCAUUGAGGAACUGAAGGCCCCGGCUUAUCAUCCUGAAAUUGUCAAGGAGUCCAUUUCCCUUGGGUUGGAGAAAAGUCCACCUUGUGUAGAGCUGGUUGCUAAGCUUCUAGAGUACUUGUAUACUAAGAAAGUUGUUACUGCUAAUGACUUGGUCACUGGAUGCCUCCUCUAUGCCUCACUGUUGGAUGAUCUUGCAAUUGAUAUACCAAAAGCACCGGCCAAUUUUGGAGAGAUAGUCGGGAAAUUAGUCUUGGUUGGUGGGCUCGACUUCAAGUUGGUGAGGGAGAUUCUGAAAAAGGUGGGUGAUGAAUUUUUCCGGAAAGCCGUAUUCACAUCCAUAAUGAGGAUUGUUAGCUCUAAUCCUCCUGGAAAAGGGGUGAUAGAUUCACAAGCAUCUGAUAUUGAGGCCUGUGAAAGCCUAAUUUAGGGCUUACUCAUUGCAGGAGUCAUCUGUAACCUCACAGGAAAUGUGCCCUCUUUCAAUUACCAUUUCUUCUCAUUAUUCCCAUCCAAGCCGAUGAGUGAUUGUGGUGAAAGUAAUGAGGAUGCGAAGCUGUGAAGAACAGGUGAUAUUAUGUGGACUCUGUAUAAUUUUCUUGAGGUCAUAGUACUGUCAUUGAAGAUAUAACAACAUAAAGAUUUUGGUUUGCGAGUGGCUGAUCACUGGCCAUAGUUUGCUGGAGAGAUGAACCAUGUUGUUCUGUAUUGAUUAGAUUUUAUUUACUUAAUUUGUCGUUUUAUUAAUUGAAGUUUUGACAGAAGUAUAAACUCAUAAUGCUGAGUGUGCACAAUUUUAAAGGAGAAUCCUAUGUUGUGUUAA